Messenger RNA from Amaranthus tricolor (Joseph's coat), 655 nucleotides. RefSeq names its product histone H3.2. Gene Ontology annotation, molecular function: protein heterodimerization activity; structural constituent of chromatin; DNA binding. The record is from RefSeq and is a predicted model, not a curated record. The transcript has a single exon. NCBI's taxonomy places the organism in Eukaryota, Viridiplantae, Streptophyta, Magnoliopsida, Caryophyllales, Amaranthaceae. Gene Ontology annotation, cellular component: nucleosome. The coding region runs from base 77 to 487 and encodes 136 amino acids.
UCCAAUCCUUCCUCCUUCAUCACAAUCUCAAUCUUUCAAAAAAUUCCGAAUUCAAAACUCCAAAAUCCCUCCAAUAAUGGCUCGUACUAAGCAAACUGCCCGCAAAUCUACCGGAGGAAAGGCUCCAAGAAAGCAGCUAGCAACAAAAGCUGCUCGGAAAUCGGCGCCAGCGACUGGAGGAGUGAAGAAACCUCACAGAUUCAGGCCUGGAACUGUAGCUUUGAGAGAGAUUCGUAAGUAUCAGAAGAGCACUGAACUUUUGAUUCGUAAGCUUCCAUUUCAGAGAUUAGUGCGAGAAAUCGCUCAAGAUUUCAAAACGGAUCUUCGUUUCCAAAGUUCUGCGGUAGCUGCUCUUCAGGAAGCUGCUGAAGCUUAUUUGGUUGGAUUGUUUGAGGAUACUAAUUUGUGUGCUAUUCAUGCUAAGAGAGUUACUAUUAUGCCUAAGGAUAUUCAGCUUGCCCGUAGGAUUCGGGGUGAGAGGGCUUAGAUUUUGAUUUUUGAUUGCAAUUUUGGCUAGCAUAGGUAUUUUGAAAAUAUUUGAAUGCUUUAUACAUGCUCUGUACGAUUAUGAUUGUUUGAAGGAUUAUUAGUAAUGCUAAUUUUGUCUAUCAUCGCUCAAUUAUUGUUAUUACUACCUUACUGGUAAUCUGCUGGA